CCUUCCUCCAGUUCCUCUGCCCUGCAAAGGGGGAGUCCUUGCAGUGAGUGGUGAGCUUUCUGCUCCUUGGAGACCCUUGCAGUGAGGAAGACUCCCGAUCCACGCCCAGGGGUGACAGGCUGAGGAGGAUGACUCGGGAGGAAGCUGGGAGGCUGCCCCAAGUACUGGCCCGUGUCGGGGCCUCCCACGGCAUCACCGACCUGGCCUGCAAGCUCCGCUUCUAUGACGACUGGGCUCCAGAGUACGAUAAGGAUGUGGCUGCAUUGAAGUACCGAGCUCCCUGCCUUGCUGUGGAUUGUCUCAGUCGAGCCCUUCCGGGCCCGCCCCAAGAUGCUCUGAUCCUGGAUGUGGCCUGUGGCACUGGCCUGGUGGCCGUGGAGCUGCAGGCUCGGGGCUUCCUCCAGGUACAAGGGGUGGAUGGAAGCCCAGAAAUGCUGAAGCAGGCUCAGGCACGUGGCCUGUACCACCACCUCAGCCUCUGCACACUGGGCCAGGAGCCGCUGCCCAGCUCUGAAGGGACCUUUGACGCAGUGAUCAUGGUAGGUGCCCUCAGCGAGGGACAGGUGCCCUGCAGUGCCGUUCCUGAGCUCUUAAGAGUCACCAAGCCGGGUGGACUCAUAUGUCUGACUACCAGGAGCAACCCAUCCAAUCUUCCCUACAAGGAGGCACUGGAAGCAGUCUUAGACUCCCUGGAGCAGGCUGGAGCGUGGGAACGCCUGGUGGCCCAAUCUGUGGAGCACUGGGAACUGGCCACCUCCGAACAGGAGACGGGGCUGGACACCUGUGCCAAUGACGGCUUCAUCUCCGGUAUCAUCUACCUUUACCGAAAGCAGGGGAGAACCCAGGGUAAUGGAGGGAGGCCCAGCGUUGUGGCUCCCGUUGACCACUGAUCCUCUGUGUGAGGCCUUAGCCUGGCCUGUCUUCCUGCCCUCUGUCUGUAAAAAUGGGUUCAUCUUGUUGGGAGAUCUUGCUGGUCAAAGGCUGCAGUCUGCCAAUGGGCCCAGCACCUUUCUCCAAGCUUGGCCACAUGAAGGACUCCCUG
Molecule: messenger RNA, 1042 nt
Organism: Microtus oregoni (creeping vole)
Lineage: Eukaryota; Metazoa; Chordata; Mammalia; Rodentia; Cricetidae
Gene: Mettl27
Product: methyltransferase like 27
Exons: 6
Coding region: 129-890 (253 amino acids)
Source: RefSeq, a predicted model, not a curated record